CUCAGGCCCCAGCUUUACACCAACCAAGGAUGGAGUAAUGACAUUGUUCUAGAACCUCCAGCUGUUCUAGAAUACUCUAGAACCUCCCAGGUUCACAAAGCAUCCUGAGGCCUUCCUAGCCUAGUUAGGACUAACUCCAACCCCGUCCCUCAGUAGGCCUUAUGUGGAUGCUGGCAGUAGGUGGAGUUUUCUUGGCAGCUGCCCAGGCCUGUAUAUUUUGUCGCCUCCCAGCUCAUGACUUGCCUGGUCGCCUGGCUCAGCUCAGCAGCCAACUGAAGGCCGAGUGGAAGGAAUGGGCUUCCCCAGAUUUCUCAGCCUUUGCCUUAGAUGAGGUGACCAUGAACAAAGUCACAGAGAAGACUCACAGAGUCCUGAGGGUCAUGGAGAUCAAAGGGUCCAUCUCCUCACUCCCUUCAUAUUGGCAAUGGCUUCAAAAGACCAAGAUCCCCCAGUAUACCAGGGAAGCUCUUUGUGCCCCAGCCUGCCCCACGCUCCUUCUGUCUCCUGCAGGGGGCAGCACCAUCCUAUACAACUGUUCCACCUGCGAGGGCACCGAGGCGUCCUGUUGGCCCCGAAAGCGGUGCCUCCCAGGUAGUCACGAUCUGCGGGAAGCCAAGAUUCUGCUGUUCUCUGUCUUUGGAGCUGUCCUGCUUCUGGGUGCUCUGAGCCUCCUGGUGGAGUCCCGACACCUUCAAGCAAAGACACCUCCAAGCAAACCAUGACUUGUGAAAAUGCUUACAGUCUCCCCACUUGCAGUUCUAAGGAAUAUGUGUACCCACAACAUCCAUAUCACUUUGUGGAGAACC
Marmota flaviventris (yellow-bellied marmot) is the source of this 806-nucleotide messenger RNA. It is a transcript of the gene Tmem95, whose product is annotated as transmembrane protein 95. The record is from RefSeq and is a predicted model, not a curated record. Gene Ontology annotation, cellular component: sperm plasma membrane; acrosomal membrane. Gene Ontology annotation, biological process: fusion of sperm to egg plasma membrane involved in single fertilization. Lineage: Eukaryota; Metazoa; Chordata; Mammalia; Rodentia; Sciuridae.